AUGGUUGACAACGAACAACCUGUGGAAGAUACUUCUCCAGCGGUGGUGGGUGAAGAUCUCCAAAGUCAUGGUAGUGAUGAUAUUCACCACCAUAAGGACGGUGUUGAAAUGACAACGUUUGGAGUGAAUGCAGAAACCACAACUCUACAACAUAAUCAAGAUGAUACUGCAAUCCAAGUCAAUCCAGAUUUAAAUCAUCACAUCAGAGAGUACACACCAGACAACAAAACCGGAAUGUAUGUCAGUGCUCGCAACCUCAAUUAUUACGUCGAUGCUCCAAAGCCACCAAAAAAUGCAACACCCGAACAAAAAAAGAUUAAUUUAUUAAAUGAUUUUACAUUUUCAUUAAAGCCAGGCAGAAUGGUUUUAUUGAUGGGUGCUCCAUCCUCUGGAAAGAGUAUUCUGUUGAGAGUUUUGGCCAAUCGUUUGGGAAAGGGCCAUGUAGAGGGUGAACUUUUAUUCAAUGGACAUCCAGCCGAUCCAGAGACACAUCACAAAGAUACAAUCUAUGUGCCACAGGAAGAUCGUCAUAUCCCGCUGUUGACGGUGAAGGAGACUCUCGACUUUAGUGCUCAAUGUAAUAUGGGUUCCACUGUGAACCAAUCGACAAAGGAUGAACGUGUAGAGUUGAUUCUUUCACAGCUCGGCCUUAGCCAUACCAAGAAUACAAUUAUUGGUAACGAGUUUUUCCGUGGUAUCUCUGGUGGUCAGAAGCGUCGUGUCACCGUCGCCAAUGAAUUUACCAAGUGUCCAAAUCUCAUCUUGAUGGAUGAGCCAACAACAGGUCUCGAUUCAGCAACUGCUUUUUCUGUUUGUUCAAAAGUCCGAACGAUUGCAAACGAAGCUAAAGCAUCGGCUAUGAUCUCCUUACUUCAACCAAGUCCAGAGUUGACAAACUUGUUCGACGAUGUCAUGUUACUUGGUGAGAAAGGAAAAAUUUGUUAUUUUGGUCCAAGAGAAUCUCUUUUAUCUUAUUUUGAAUCAAUUGGAUACAGACCAUUAUUGGAUCAACCUUUGGCCGAGUUUAUGCAAGAGAUUGUAGAAGAUCCAUUAAAGUAUGCAAUUAAUAGAGAUACUUCCAAUGGAGAACUAUCAAAUUCAAUUGCAAAUUCCGAAAUUCAUUUAGAUACAUUAUUCAAACAAUCAAAUAUAUAUCAAGAAAAUAUAAAUAAUUUAACAACAUUAUUACCGACCGAUGUUAAAUUACAUGAUUUUUCAAAAGUAGAAAACCCAUUAUCACCAAUGUGGUAUGAUAUCAAAUUGUGUAUGGAGCGACAGAAAAAGAUUAUGAGAAUCUUGAGAAUGCAAUUUAUUACACGUUUUAUACAAGCAACUUUUAUGGGAUUCGUUGUUGGUUCCCUGUUUUUCCAAAUGGGUGACACUCAGGCAGAUGGACGUAAUCGUUUCGGUCUGUUGUAUUUCGCCACGGUCUUGCACAUUUGGACCACCUUUUCGUCGGUUGACGAGUUUUACCAGUUGCGUUCGAUCUACUAUGAUCAAAAAGAUGGUAAAUUCUAUCGAACAUUUGCCUAUUUUAUCACUGUGGUCGUAAGCAAGUUCCCGAUUGCCCUCAUAGAAGCAUUCCUCUUUAGUGUCACCUGUUACUGGAUCUCUGGAUUUAGAGCACGUGCCGACACUUUUAUUGUGUUUAUAAUCUGUAUGGCACUGACCAAUGUAAUUGCUCAGGGUGUAUUCCAAUCGGCAUCGUCAUUCUCUGACAGUCAGCUAGUUACAUCGAUGGUGACUCCAGCGGUAGUCAUCUUGUUUAUGAUUUUCUCUGGUUAUAUUCUGCCAGGUGUCAAUAUUCCCAAUUGGUGGAUAUGGAUGUACUAUCUCUCACCUCUGAAAUAUGUACUCGAUGCACUGGCGUCCAAUGAAAUGUAUGGACGUAGCUUCACUUGUACACCAAACGAAGUUAUUCCACCGGCAUCUCAUCCACUCGCUUCACUUCCAUACCCACAGGGUUUUGCCAACCAUAGUAUCUGUCCAAUGCAAUCGGGGUCGGAUUUCCUCAAUGAAUUUGGAUUCAACAACAACUUUUAUUGGCGUUGGAUUGAUAUUGCUAUUGUGAUUGGUUUUGCAAUUGCUCUUUUCACUGCUUUCUAUAUCGGUAUUACCUAUGUAAAGUUUGAAACAAAGAAGCCACCCCGUGCCAUUCAACAGAAAAAAGUAAAGGCCAAAAAAGAUAAAAAGGCAGACAAGAAGAAGCAAUUGGAAGGAGGUUGCUAUAUGACAUUCUCCAAACUCGGUUACACUGUCGAGGCAAAGCGUAACAACCCAACCACCAACAAGAAGGAAACGGUCACUCUCCAACUACUCAAAGAUGUCAAUGGAUACGUAAAACCAGGUACGAUGUUGGCGUUGAUGGGUCCAUCCGGUGCCGGAAAGUCUACACUUCUCGACGUCCUCUCAAAGCGAAAGAAUAUGGGUGUCAUCACUGGUGACAUUCAAAUCAAUGGUGCCAAUAUAUUCGAUCUAAACAUCACUCGUUUCACUGGUUACGUUGAACAACAAGAUAUCUUAUCUGGAAAUUUAACGGUUCGUGAAGCAAUCUAUUUCUCUGCACUCUGUCGUCUACCGGAUUCCUACUUGAACGCCGAUAAGCUCAAGUUGGUCGAUGAAAUCCUCCAUGUACUCAGUCUCACCAAACUUCAAGACACCAAGAUUGGACCUAAUCCAACUAUGGGUAUUUCACUUGCAAACAGAAAGAAGGUAUCGAUCGGUAUUGAGCUUGCCUCAAAUCCACACUUGCUCUUCCUCGACGAACCGACCUCUGGUCUCGACUCGGCUGCUGCACUCAAGGUAAUGAACUGUGUACGUAAGAUUGCAUUGUCUGGACGUACAGUAAUCUGCACCAUUCAUCAGCCAUCGCAAGAGAUCUUUGAGCAAUUCGAUCAACUCUUGCUCUUGGGUAAGGGUGAAGUUGUUUAUUUUGGUGAGACUGGAGUGAACUCACAGACCGUGCUCGACUAUUUCGCCAAGCAAGGACACCGUUGUCAGGCCGACCGUAAUCCAUCCGAUUUCAUUCUGGAGAUUGCCGAACACAAUCCAACUGAACCAAUUGCCAUCUACACUGCAUCGGAGGAAGCAGCUAACACUGCCGCAAGUUUACUCAACAAGACGAUCGUUCCAUCGACCGUCGAGGUACCAAAAUUCAAAUCACGUUAUAAUGCAUCGCUCUCAACUCAACUCUAUGUUCUAACGAAGCGUGCCUGGAUUAAUCACAUUCGUCGUCCACAAACCAUCUUGAUUCGUUUCUGUCGUUCAUUAAUACCAUCGAUCGUCGUUGGUACAAUGUUUUUGCGACUCGAUAACGAUCAAUCGGGUGCACGUAAUAAGCUUGCUAUGAUUUAUCUAAGUUUCCUUUUCGGUGGUAUGGCAUCGAUCUCCAAGAUUCCCUUGGUAAUCGAAGAUCGUUCCGUCUAUUAUCGUGAGUUUUCAUCUGGUGCCUAUCCUUCGUUCCUCUAUAUCAUUGCAGCAGUGAUUACCGACCUUCCGUUUAUUUGUUUGACUGCAUUUUGCUUUUGGAUUCCAUUCUUUUGGCUCACUGGAAUGGAUCCAGGACACAACGGAUGGAAGUUCUUCUUUACUCUUUUGGUAUACCUAUUGAUUGUCAUGGCCUACGAUAAUUUAGCAAUGGUAUUUGCUCUUGUUCUUCCAACCAUUCCGAUUGCAGUAUUACUCUCUGGUAUGGGACUCAAUUUCCUUGGUCUUUUUGGUGGAUUCUUUAUUCCACGUGUAAACAUUCCGAGUGGGUGGAUAUGGAUGCAUUGGCUAACGUUUACAAAGUAUGCAUUCGAAACUCUGGGUGUAACCGAGUUAAAGGACGCUACUUUUAAUUGUCCAGGUGGUAAAGGUGAAUACUUGAUCCCAGUUGGUAAUACUACAAAACCAUUCUGUCCGAUUACCAAUGGUAACACUAUGAUUGCUCGUUAUGGUCUCAAUGUCGAUAGACAAUUCUGGAAUGUUUUGGUACUUGUUUGUUUCAAUUUCGGAUUUAUCAUGCUUUCCUAUUUGGCAUUACGUUUCAUCCACCAUAUGAAGAGAUAA
Messenger RNA from Heterostelium album PN500, 4050 nucleotides. It is a transcript of the gene abcG3, whose product is annotated as ABC transporter G family protein. Bases 1 to 4050 code for a protein of 1349 amino acids. Gene Ontology annotation, molecular function: ATP hydrolysis activity; ABC-type transporter activity; ATP binding. The record is from RefSeq and is a predicted model, not a curated record. Gene Ontology annotation, cellular component: membrane. Gene Ontology annotation, biological process: sorocarp morphogenesis; aggregation involved in sorocarp development. NCBI's taxonomy places the organism in Eukaryota, Evosea, Eumycetozoa, Acytosteliales, Acytosteliaceae. The transcript has 4 exons.